AUGAUUCAAGACUUUCCUGACGUGUUUCUAGAAGAGCUUUUGGGUUUACUGCAGGAUCGUGAGGUGGCAUUCCUUGGUCACAUUGUUUUAGCUGAGGGUAUUUGGGUUGAUCCGAAUAAGAUUAAGCGUAAAUCUGCUCAUUUGACCAAGUUGUUGCAAAAGGAUGUUAAGUCUGAGUGGACGAAUGAGAGGCAAAGUAGCUUUGUGAGGUUAAAGUUAGCUCUGACAGAGGCUCCAAUGUUGGUUCAACCAAUGUCUAAGAAAGAUUUUAUGGUGUAUAGUGAUGCGUUUAUUACCGGUCUUGGGUGUGUAUUGAUGCAAGACGAUAGUGUGGUAGCUUAUGUGUCAAGGCAAAUGAAGUCGCAUUAA
This is a messenger RNA of Hibiscus syriacus, 369 nucleotides long. RefSeq lists its product as uncharacterized. Bases 1 to 369 code for a protein of 122 amino acids. The record is from RefSeq and is a predicted model, not a curated record. The transcript is spliced from 3 exons. NCBI's taxonomy places the organism in Eukaryota, Viridiplantae, Streptophyta, Magnoliopsida, Malvales, Malvaceae.